Rattus norvegicus (Norway rat) is the source of this 2767-nucleotide messenger RNA. It is a transcript of the gene Gatb, whose product is annotated as glutamyl-tRNA amidotransferase subunit B. The transcript is spliced from 13 exons. Gene Ontology annotation, biological process: mitochondrial translation; glutaminyl-tRNAGln biosynthesis via transamidation. Gene Ontology annotation, cellular component: glutamyl-tRNA(Gln) amidotransferase complex; mitochondrion. The coding region runs from base 26 to 1699 and encodes 557 amino acids. Gene Ontology annotation, molecular function: carbon-nitrogen ligase activity, with glutamine as amido-N-donor; catalytic activity; ligase activity. The record is from RefSeq and is marked validated. Lineage: Eukaryota; Metazoa; Chordata; Mammalia; Rodentia; Muridae.
ACCUGACCCGGUCUUCGGCAAUGCAAUGGCGGCACCCGUGCUGCGUUCGGGUUUCCCUGGAAGACGCUGGGCUUUAGCGUGGAUAGACGACUGUUCCCGCCUCCGAAGUGGCUCUCAAAUUGGGCCCAUAUCCAACUGGGCUAGGAGACAGAGUUCAGUGGCUCAGCCUUCCCUCCACACGGCUCAGAAGCCGAGGAAAGGUGAACACAAAUGGGCAGCUGUAGUAGGAUUGGAAAUUCAUGCGCAGAUUUCCUCCAACUCUAAACUCUUCUCUGGAGCUCAAGUAUGCUUUGCAGCACCUCCGAAUUCUUUGGUUUCUUAUUUUGAUGCAUCUCUGCCUGGAACUUUACCGGUUCUCAACAGGAGGUGUGUGGAAGCCGCAGUGAUGGCUGGCUUAGCACUGAACUGCCACAUAAACAAGAAGUCCUUGUUUGACAGGAAGCACUACUUCUACUCAGACCUUCCGGCCGGCUACCAGAUCACCCAGCAGAGGCUCCCGAUUGCUACCAAUGGACACUUGACCUACAGUAUCUAUCUAGGGAAGAAACACAGUCAGGUGACCACCAAGACAGUGAGGAUCAAGCAGAUCCAACUGGAGCAGGACAGUGGCAAAAGCCUCCAUGAUGACCUGAGGUCGCAGACACUCAUUGAUUUGAACAGAGCUGGAAUUGGCCUUCUUGAAGUGGUCCUGGAGCCUGACCUCUGCUGUGGAGAAGAGGCAGCCCUCGCUGUCAGGGAACUGCAGCUGAUCCUUCAAGCCCUGGGCGCCAGCCAAGCCAACAUGGCAGAGGGUCAGCUGAGAGUGGAUGCCAAUAUAUCGGUACAUCAUCCUGGAGAAGCCCUGGGCGUCCGGACUGAAGUAAAGAAUCUCAACAGCCUCAGAUUCUUGGCCAAAGCCAUAGACUAUGAAAUUCAGAGGCAAAUCACCGAACUUGAAAAUGGAGGUGAAAUUCUGAAUGAAACCCGUUCAUUUGAUUAUAAGCGGGGGUGCACCAUGCCAAUGAGAGACAAAGAAGGGAAACAAGACUACAGGUUUAUGCCGGAGCCUAACCUGCCCCCCUUAGUGCUCUACGAUGACACAUCUGUGCCACCAGAUGCAGACCCUCAGCAGGUGAUCAGUAUUGACCGGCUGAGGGACAUGCUCCCAGAGCUCCCCAGUGCAACCAGAGAAAGGCUUGUCCAGCAAUAUGGGAUGCUGCCGGAGCACAGCUUUGCCUUACUGAAUGAAGUUGGCCUACUGGAGUUCUUCCAGAAUGUGAUAAAAGAAACUAGGGCAGAGCCAAAAAAGGUGACUAACUGGGUCCUGAACACUUUUCUGUGCUAUUUAAAGCACCAGAAUCUCGCAGUCAGUGAGAGUCCUGUCACACCCUCUGCACUUGCCGAGCUCCUCGACCUGCUGGACAGUAAAGCAAUUUCUUCCUCAGCAGCUAAGCAGGUGUUUGAGGAGCUGUGGAGGGGAGAGGGGAAGACAGCAGCACAGAUCGUGUCAGAGCAGCAGCUGGAGCUCAUACAGGAUGAGGAGGCCCUGGAAGAACUCUGCCAGGCUACCAUAGAGGGACACCCCCAAGUGGUGAUGGAUGUGAAGAAAAGGAACCCCAAAGCCAUAAAUAAGUUGGUUGGGUUGGUCCGGAAAGCAAGCCUAAGCCGAGCAGACCCGGCUCUGAUAAAGGAGAUACUGGAGAAGAAGCUGUCACUGUGAGGCCUGUGAGGGCUGCCGUCCACGUGCUGUACAGAUUGUAUCUCUUAGUCCCUAGCCAAGCUCCAUCUCCUAGGAGACUAGGAGAUAACAACACUUUACACAUGCGUGUGUCCUCUCAGACCCCACGACCUGAGAGGCAGCCGUCAUGGAAGACCAGCAGCCAGAGCAUCAGCCUCACUCUCUGGAAAUGGUCCAUGAUGGUGGCAGCAGUGACUAAAGAAAUCGUCAUUCUAAAACUCAGAUGCCAUGGGUUCUUCCUAGAGCCCAGCGGUGGUCCCCAGCUGUACUGGCUGGGUUUGUGUGUCAACUUGACACAAGCUGGAAUCAUCACAGAGAAAGGAGCCUCCCGUGAGGAAAUGCCUCCAUGAGAUCCAGCUGUAAGUCAUUUUCUCAAUCAGUGAUCAAGGGGGAAGGGCCCAGCCCCUUGUGAGCGGUGCCGUCCCUGGGCUGGUGGUCCUGGGCUCUAUAAGAGAGCAAGCUGAGCAAGCCAGGGGAAGCAAGCCAGUAAGUAACAUCCCUUCAUGGCCUCUGCAUCAGCUCCUGCUUCCUAACCUGCUUGAGUUCCAGUCCUGACUUCCUUUGGUGAUGAACAGCAAUGUGGAAGUGUAAGCUGAAUAAACCCUUUCUCCCCAACUUGCUUCUUGGUCCUGAUGUGUGUGCAGGAAUAGGAACCCUCACCAAGAUCCAUCCUAAAGGGAAACCGUGACUAAGACCCAUCCGAAGGGCCAACGGACGAGAGCCAUGGCAGCAUGGGCAUGGCAAAGAAGAAACAAAGGAAAUGGGCAAGGAGGGGGCAGGAGGGUGCUGGCGCUCACCUGCACGUGUAGGCACUACUGCCUGCUCAGCUCCCAGUGCAUCAAGGUGACACUCAAGUUCUCACAUAAAUUUAAUGAAUAAAAUAUAUACCAAAAUAGCACAUAAAAAUUAACUUCCACUUAAGAGAUUGUAUAGUUUACACCCCUCCCACACACAAUGCCUAGACCAAAAAAAAAGAAAAAUUGAAGCAUUAAGUUGUUUACCUGGGAAGAAUAAGAUUAUAGUCUAAUAAAUCAGAAUGCUGACCUUUAA